Molecule: messenger RNA, 2878 nt
Organism: Tachysurus fulvidraco (yellow catfish)
Lineage: Eukaryota; Metazoa; Chordata; Actinopteri; Siluriformes; Bagridae
Product: fibroblast growth factor 14
Exons: 5
Coding region: 527-1519 (330 amino acids)
Biological process (GO): positive regulation of gene expression; cell differentiation; animal organ morphogenesis
Cellular component (GO): cytoplasm
Molecular function (GO): growth factor activity; fibroblast growth factor receptor binding
Source: RefSeq, a predicted model, not a curated record
CACACACACACACACACUCCCUCCCUCACUCUCUGUGGACGCUGCGAUGCAUGCAUCUGGAUGGAGCACGAUGCCACGACGGAGGCCAUAGUUAAGUAGCUCCAGCCGAAAACUGGCGAAGGCAUCGCCGAUGUUAAAGCCACGUGUCCUCGUAAUGGGAUUCCAAUCUCUGGGUUCGACCCACACUCCGGCUUCCUGUUCAGGCGCGCGGGUUCACCACUGCGCGGGCACGUUUGCGCUGAACGCGCUCCACUUUCGGAAAGGGGCUCCCGGUGCUCCCGUGGCAGUUUAAUAAUAAGCCUAGAAAAACGCACAAACGGAUUCACUCUUAUCAGGACAACAGAUAUUGAAGUUUUUGGAGGACUGCUGGAAAUCUGCAGCUUCUGGAAAUGUUUGACUGAACCCUGGCGAUGCGCUUAGUUAGGGGUUACCGCUGCGGUUCUCUUAACCGAAGGCACGCUCCUUCGCCUGGCUUCUGACGCCGCGCAGACCAGAUCCCACCCUUACCAGGGAGCGCCGAACUAAUAUGCAAUGUUAUUCUGUGCUGAAAGCCCUCGCGUCGCACCGUGAUCAGGCCACACACCCACGCCCGCGCGACAAAUGCGAUCGAAAAAGUGUAUUCGGGUUACGGACAAGCCGGGAAGGCUACGCCGCUGUUAACGAGUCGGAUGUGAACCCAAGCGCCAUCCUAAAGUGGCACGCAAUAUUUCUACACUUGAAUGAAGACGCAGACGAGCCGGGGAAUCACACGGUGAUUUCUAUGGUACAAGUAGCAUUCUCGUGCGACAGAACUGAUCCAGCAGGGCUAUUAUGCAACCGCAAAGAUCCCUUCCCUAUGAGGGUGCCUAGGCUGCUGGACUGCUCUUCGCCCAAAUCAAUGUGGUUUCUUUGGAACAUUUUCAGCAAAGGAUCGCAUAUGCUGCAGUGUCUUUGUGGCAAGAGUCUUAAGAAAAACAAGAACCCAAGUGAUCCCCAGCUCAAGGGCAUUGUAACCAGGUUAUAUUGCAGGCAAGGUUACUACUUGCAGAUGAGCCCAGAUGGAUGUUUGGAUGGAACCAAAGAUGACAGCACUAACUCCUCACUGUUCAACCUCAUCCCAGUGGGCCUUCGAAUCGUUGCUAUCCAGUCGGUGAAGACAGGUUUAUACAUUGCUAUGAAUGCAGAGGGCCAUCUGUACACAUCAGAGCUCUUCACACCAGAAUGCAAGUUCAAAGAGUCGGUUUUUGAGAACUACUACGUCAUUUAUUCAUCCAUGCUCUACAGACAGCAGGAGUCAGGACGAGCCUGGUUCCUGGGCUUAAAUAAAGAGGGUCAGCCGAUGAAGGGGAACCGGGUGAAAAAGACAAAACCAGCUGCACACUUUAUACCCAAGCCUAUAGAAGUCGCCAUGUAUCGGGAGCCCUCCUUGCACGACGUUGGUGAAGCAGUCCCAAAGGCUGGAGUUCCUCCCAGCAAAAGAACAGAUCCAGUGGUCAUGAAUGGUGGCAAGCCUGUCAGCAAGCCUGACAAGGAAACAUAGCCCUUUUUCCCUUCCUCUCCUCUUCGAAGGGACUCUCCACAUAUGCUAGUUUUUAAAAAAGAAAUAAUGCACACAUUUGUGUCUUCAGCUUGUGAAAGGAAAAAUGGAAAAAAAAGAAAUAAAUCUCCCUCCUGUAGCGUUUGUCCGCUGGAACAGAUGAAUCAUGGGAUGGUUAUGGUCAAAGGACAAGAUUAUAUUGGUGAUUAUGGUUGAAGGACAAGAUUAUAUUGCUCUAAAAGAAAAGUAGAGCUCUGACUGAGGAGGGAAAGGGGGGAACUUGAAUGCUCAGCAUUGAGAGACUGGAUUGUCAUUGGAUUGUCCUAUGCGAUAUGGAACAUCUUUUCAAAAGUCACUUUUCUUUCCAUUCUGCCUUUAUUCCUGUGACAAUCCUCUGUGGAAAUGUCAUAUUUUCAUGCCUUUUCUGGUAGCUUUCCCUCACGAUAGCUACUGAAGGUUUUUCAGUUAGACCUUUCAUGUUAUUGUGGUUUUGCAGAAUUACCACAGUGCACCAGCAUUUGUCUUGAUUGAUCACUGUACAGAUGCUAAUUAAAUCUGUUGCUGUUGUUGUUUUUUUUGUUUGUUUUUUGUUUUUCUUGGCCCGUUUAUUUGUUCGUUCUUUUCUAAAACAUUUUUCCAUUUAGACUGUCGUGAGAGGUGCACAUAAACGAAAUGGAGACAAUAUGAGGAAACUUGCUACAUCAUAUAAAACAGAUGUGUUUAAGAUACAGUAAAAUGUAGAGACAGUACGGAGUUGCCAAAUUAGUUAGAGAACUGGUGCUUGGGUUCAUUUCUACCUUUUAAUUAUUAUCGCUCAUAUGACUGGCUAACAGAAUAGCACUGAAUUGCACUAGGUUUUAAUCUGUGAACAGUUAAGAGAUAUGGCAUUGAUAAUCAUGCCUCUGGGCAUUCAGGGUGGACAUAAUCCCUCACGGGGGAAGAGUAUACAUAUCACAAAUACCCUCAAUAUGCCUCUGCUCACUUCCCUGACUCUUAGAUAACAGCUUUUUAAAAAUAUUAUUGUCAACAUACUUUUCAGCCUCUAUGUUGUUAUUAUUAUUAUUAUUAUUAUUAUUAUUAUUAUUAUUAUUAUUAUUAUUAUUAGCCCUGAAGCCCAUGACCAAUGACAGAAACUGUUCAUGAAUAAUGAUGGGAAUGUUGAUGCCUGAGUGUGUCCUGAUGCUGUCACACAGGUCAUGGCCACAUUAUAAAAUGGUCAGAUGUAUUGUUAUUCCCUUUGCCAUUUAUAGUAGCAAAAGAGGUAUGUUGUUGGUAUGUAGGUGGACAAAAUACCAUGUUUAUUACUAUCAUGCAGUGUUUUGUUUUUUUUCUCUUAGGAUUAAAAUCAUGCCUGAAUACACA